Guillardia theta CCMP2712 is the source of this 1773-nucleotide messenger RNA. RefSeq lists its product as hypothetical. Bases 1 to 1773 code for a protein of 590 amino acids. The transcript has 17 exons. NCBI's taxonomy places the organism in Eukaryota, Cryptophyceae, Pyrenomonadales, Geminigeraceae. The record is from RefSeq and is a predicted model, not a curated record.
AUGACCGGCGGGGCGGCGGCCGGCGGGGCGGCCCGGCUGCCCCCCCCGGGGGGCUCGUCACUCAGCCCGGAAGAGCAACACCGAGGCAGUGCGGAGUACAUCCGGAUCCUACAACCGACGGACAGACUUGUGCUGUUCCGUGGAGAGUUCGAGAGGGCAAGGCCUGUCGUGUUGAUCUACGAGGCUGGCUUGCGGGAUGGCGAUCACUUCGAAUCCUCGGCGGAAUGCAGUUUUGGCCAUGUCAUGGUGUACGUGAACAACAUCGUCGUAAGAGAAGAGAUGCUCGAUGUUGGAGUGUCUGUGAACAUGUUUGCUCUUCGCUUGCAGAUGGUCAGGAGCCCUUGGGGAGCGGUGGAAGGGAAGGAGCUGCGACAGCAACCAUGGGUGCUCCUCUUUCCCCUCCUGCCUGAAGGACUAGAUGUAACGGUGCCCAACUUCACUGGGAUUGAGAUUGUUGCGUCGCUGCUGGUCAAUGAUACCGAGAAGUUUCUCAGCUCGUCUCUAUGUGGUUCCCACCAACCCCCCGGGUCCCCAGCAGAGAACGCGCUUUUGUGGAACGUGGCCAAGUUUGUGAACCUCUCGGUGGACCGACCGGGAUUGCAAACCCUUCGCUUCACUGUGAAGGAGGGGGAGGGCGCAGCGAGCCAUCUGUUGAAGAGCAGAGUUGCUCCCUUGGACGCGGACGUGUUUGUCUUCGAAGACGACCAAGAUCCUCAUCUGAUUUGUCUCCCUGCCUCUCAGUCGCCUCCGAGGGUCAUCUCCAUGGCCAAGACCAGCCUGCAGGAGAGGAUCGCUUCCAUCGCUGCUCGGCAGGAUUCGAUGCAGCUGAUCGAAGUUUGGACAAACGUGCGCCAUGGUAGACGCACGUGCUGGUACUCACAUGUCAUGGGGCAGAAAUUGAGGCAAUCGGACGAGGAGAAUUCAGUCAGUCGCUCCAGCGGAAAUGGAGAGGAUGAUGCGGGUGUAGAAGGCAGGUCGGAGGUGAAUGAAGAUGGUGGUGGUGGGAGUGCAGAUGUUGCUGUAUGUGUUUCUGGUGCGAUGAGAGGAUCAGAAGCAAAGUUGAUAAAGGACAAUCUGCUCUCGAAGCUUCCAAAGUUUGAUCUGUUUGCGUACAUAUUGAGUGAUGGGACAGCCCCGAGUGAAACAAGAUUGAUUUCACUCUUCCCCCAAAACUUCAAGAUAGCUUCUGAUCUUCCGCUGCAAACAGAUCUGAUUGAUGGACAUCGGUUCAUCUAUUAUCGUCCGGACAAACCUGAGCCCCUUAAAAGAUUGGUCCACCUUUGGCAUGAUGUGGACGAGUGCUACCGCCUUGUCCAGGAGCUUUACCGCUCAAGGCGAUACACCCACAUCAUCCGAGCUCGACCGGACGUCGUUAUCCCUGGAUUCUCAUGGAAAGAUGUUGAGGAAGAUCCCAGAAUUUCUGUUCCAGCUACUGACCAGGUCGCGCGCUGGGCUCACAUCACCGACUUCUUUGCCAUCGGUUCACGUCGAGACAUGUCGAUUUACAUGACCAUCUUCCGUAACUGCCUCUAUGCCAUCAAAGCACCCUUCUACCCGACCAUGCCCAGGUGGAUCAGCGAAGUCAAACUAGAAGCUUGUCUCUUCGCUGCUGGCGUUCCAUGGCGACACGUUGGUCACUGGCGCUACAUGAUUCUGCGUGGAAGGAGCUCUUGCGGGAGCACACGGUGUUGGCAAGAAGCUGAGACGUCCAUCUCCUCCUCCAGUGGGGAUGGAGCUUUCCGAUACUUCCACAACGGGACAAGAGCAUUCUAG